AUGCUUCAAUUUAUGCAUUUCCUGUAAGAGAUGUUCGUCUUUUGGAUGAGAUCUAUGAGCUACAAUUAGAGUUCUCUGAUAUUCUUAAAGAAACAAGAGAUGCUUUUAAACCUGAACUCCUUCCAGAUAUUAUUGAUUAUCUUGAGACACAUGUUGCUGCUCUACUUGGUCCAAACAAAAAUAAUCAAACUGAAGAAAUUACAGAAGAGUUUAAUAACAUUCAAACAAUGAAAGAUCUUUUUAAGAUUUUACAACGAAAGUACAUAUCAUGGUUCAACUAUGAACUAAUAGUUAAACUUGUUGAUGUAUUCCUGCCUAAAAAUCAUUCAUUAAAGAGGACUUGGUCAGACUAUAAGGAGAAAUUGACGGAUUAUUUUCUUAACAGUGGUGGCUUAUCAACUGAUGCUAAUGCUUUAGAAUUUGGUAUAACAGAUGUUCCUCCUGGUGCACAAGUAAUGAUUGCUAAAGUUGAUUGUCAUGACUACACACCAGCUGACCUUUUCUUCUUUCGUAGAGCAAUACCAAAAGAACUAAAUAUUCCUAACGUUUAUCUAUACUUUAGUUUUGUUCGUAUUGGCUCACUACAGCUGCUACAUAAUAUUCCUGAUUACUUAUACUCUGCAUUGUUUCCUCUAACUACAGAGAUACAGGAACAGUUAGCUAGUAUUGGUAUCUCUGAACUAACAUGUGGUGAUUAUAAAUAUGAUCUAAGAAAGUUCUUAGCAUCACAAGAGUUGCAGCAGUCAUCUUUAAAUAUUGCAGUACAGGCUGGUCAUACUCAUAUACUGGAAUGGUACAGUCAGGAGUAUAGUGUGGAUAUUACUAAUCACACUGACAAUAACAAGUACACACUAGCUCAUUAUGCUGCUUAUAAAGGUAAGCUACAUUGUCUACAGGAACUGAUCAACAAGUAUCAGUGUGAUGUUAAUGCCACUACUACUGAUACUGGUAGUACAGUUCUUCAUAAAGCAUGUGAAGGAGGCUAUGUUGCUGUUGUACUUUAUCUGACUAGUCUUCCUCAGUGCAAUCUUGAUCUAGUACAAUUACUGAUACAACAGUACAAACUUGAGCCUAUCAAUAUUAAUAACACUGGUUUCUCAGUAUUACAUGUAGCAGUACAGGCUGGUCAUACUCAUAUACUGGAAUGGUACAGUCAGGAGUAUAGUGUGGAUAUUACUAAUCACACUGACAAUAACAAGUACACACUAGCUCAUUAUGCUGCUCUUAAAGAGAAUCAUCAGUUAGAUCUGUGUGCUGUAGAUGAUGAGGGAAUGGCUCCUAUUCACUUAGCAUGUAGUGAGGGAAGAUUGAACUUGAUCCAGUACAUUAUAGAACACAUACCAUCAUCACUUGAACUACCUACCAGAGGGCAAAGUCAUACUCCAUUCCUUGCUGCUAUCUACUUCAAUCAGUUAGAAGUUAUUAAAUAUCUUAUUAGUAAGAAGUGUAAUCUAUCAGCUACUGAUGAUGAAGGGUUUGGAGCAGUUCACAUAUCAGUAGAGAGGGGUCACUUGAAUGUACUGAAGUAUCUCAUUGAUAAUAAUUAUUGUAAUCCUAAUGCAACUGAUCAUCAAGACCGUACACCACUCCAUUUAGCUGUAGCAGUGAACCAACUUGAAAUAUUAGAAUAUUUACUGAGUAAGAGUAUACCCUCAAUGAGUGUUGUCUGGUUACGUGAGAUAAAGUGUUUUUUAGACAGUCUUCAUGACAUAUACAAUAAUCCUCAUAAUGCUGUACUUAUUAAUGUACAAGAUAAAGAUGGCAAUACACCAUUACAUCUAGCCUGUCAAGAUGGAGAACAGAAUAUGGUAUCACUAUUACAAGAAGCCAAUUUAUCUAACAAUAACUUAUUAAUUAUUAACAAGAAAGGACAGACACCAUUACACUUAGCAGUUGCCUCUGGUCAUAAGGAUAGUGUAGAAGCUUUACUGUCCUCAGUCACUGGUAGUUCUACUCAUCAUGAUAUCCUUACAGCUACUGAUAAUGAAGGAUCCACUGUAUUUCAUACAGCUUGCAGUGAUGGCAACAUUGAUGUGUUUCAUUAUUUAUCCAGUAUUUAUCCUCAAGGUGUUAAUGUAAUGGAUAAUAGAGGACGUAGUUUACUUCAUGCAGCAUGUGAGGGAGGAGAUAUUGGAAUAGUAAGAGCACUAAUUGAGACACAUGGACUGGAUCCUUUGACAGAAGAUGGAGUUGGCAUCACCUGCUUACACUUACUAGCAGAGAGAAAGGAAUUUUUAUUUACCUUUUUCAUGGAUACUCCAGUUGAUAUAUACCAGUAUUUGGAACCAAACAUUGUCUCUAAUCCAGUACCUAAAGACAAGUCUGGUCGUACUCCUCUUCAUUAUGCUUCUCGUUCUGAUAAUAUUCGUAUGGUACGUUAUCUCAUAGAGACCUUCCCCUGUACUCCUGAUGAUCCUGAUAAUAAUGGAUACACUUCAGUUCAUGGAGCAUGUGAAGCUGGUAGUAUGGAGUUAGUACAAUAUUUUCUAACUGAACUCAAUUGCAAUGCACUAGCUGAAACCAAUGACUUCAAUACGAUGCUUUAUUUUGCUAGCAAGAAUUCUAAUUUGGAACUUGUUCGAUUUCUAGUUGAAAGGUAUAAUUUAAAGCCUCGUCAACAUGAUAUUGAAAUAGCUCGAGCCACUAAUCCUGAUUCAUCAAUAGUUAGGUAUCUUGAAAAGGUGAAUCAUGAUAUGGUUGAGGAGGAAAGAAGAAGGGUUUCAAAGCGAACAACAACAGGUGCAGGUAUUGAGGAACUUCACAGCACUAAAAGAAUCAAAUUAGGAAAGGAUGAGGCAUAA
Amphimedon queenslandica is the source of this 2801-nucleotide messenger RNA. Its product is annotated as putative ankyrin repeat protein RF_0381. The annotation marks the transcript as partial. The transcript has 5 exons. Gene Ontology annotation, molecular function: protein binding. NCBI's taxonomy places the organism in Eukaryota, Metazoa, Porifera, Demospongiae, Haplosclerida, Niphatidae. The record is from RefSeq and is a predicted model, not a curated record.